Fusarium redolens is the source of this 1026-nucleotide messenger RNA. RefSeq lists its product as uncharacterized. The record is from RefSeq and is a predicted model, not a curated record. Lineage: Eukaryota; Fungi; Ascomycota; Sordariomycetes; Hypocreales; Nectriaceae. The coding region runs from base 126 to 905 and encodes 259 amino acids. The transcript has a single exon.
GACAAAAUCAUCCACACGCAAGUCGUCUUCCAUUCUCUUCAUUCGCUUCUUUUCUUGUGGCAGGACCACCCAUUCGUUUCUACACUACUCAACGAACUCCUGUGCGACGUUUCAAAACAAACACAAUGAAGUUUCUCUCUCUUGUUUAUCUCUCAACUGCGGCUUGUGCCCUUUCCAUACAGCCUCGGCAGUUUGGCGGGUUUUUUCGUGGACAGCCCAAUUUUGAAAAUGGCGAUAUCACCAAUGGCGACAUUCCACAAAAUGAUGCCAACAACGGUGCCAAUCAAGGUGCCGGAAAUGGGGCAAACAACGGCAACAUUCCGCAGGAUAAUCCACAAGACGGUGCUAACCAGGACAAUGGGAACGGGGCGGGUAAUGGUGCCAAUGACGGAAACAAUGGUGGUCAGGGAAAUAAUGGCGGACAAGGAAAUGAUGGUGGUCAGGGAGCUGGCAACGCAACUGGCGGUGGUGAUGCGGCUGCGGCGGACGGCCAGACGGUAGUGUUUACCGAAAUCAACGGAAUACCUGGCAACGAGUGCCUUACGUUCAGAAACAACGGCGAAAUCGUUGAUGCAGCUUGUGUCAAUACCGCUGCAGACCGUCAAGUUACCCCUUCAACAGUCAAUGGGCAGAGCGCACUUCAAGUCCAACGAACCUUCACCGCAGGCUUCAGACCUGAUCUUGUGGACGCUCAGGCAUGUAUCGGAUUCAAUGGGACUCAUUUCCGUGCCGAGGACUGCAACGCCGAGGGAGUCGAGCCAGUCGCCUUCCAGAACGGCCAGUUGGUAGCCUCUGGCGGUGCUUGCGCGAGUGGCCACGAUGAUUUGGCACAGAUGACAGUCGACACAAGUGGAGCCCAGUGUGCGACUUACACAACCACCAACGUGCAACCUGCAGCCGCUUAAGCAAAUGGUAAAGCUUGGUAAGCUAGUGAGAAUGCAAAAGCAAGGAAUUCCAACACAGUUAUAAUGGCCUAGUAUUAAUUAUUAAGGAAAGGCCUUAUAAUAAGGUAAAAGAGUGUAUAAC